AGGAAUUGAUACUGUGAAGCAAGGGAAUUCUGAGCUCUUCAGGUUUAUCGGAGAAAAGAUUAUAUGGGAGGCAAUGGGUAUCAAUAACACACGUUCAAUUCAUAAAAUUAUUGAAGACGCUCUCUGGAAUGCUAGAUUUAAGCAGUGGGAUUUUAAUCAGUUUAUUGCAAUGUCUAAAUGGAAGGCUAAAGGAGCAAGCGGAGAAAAAAAUAUAAAUAUCACUGACUCUGACGAACAUUUUAGCUAUAUCGUUGUGAAUGACGGCCCUCGUUAUAAAAAAGAUGGUUCAAAAUCGGCAAGAAAGGGUAAUUACAUGGAAUUUUCAGAAAUUGCAAAAGAUUUUAAUAUGAAGAUAGAUAUCAGACACUAUUUAGAACAAACAGUAGGAAUGUGUACACGUUUUAUCAAUGAAGAUAAUAUGUUCCUACCACCCUCAUCAGAUAAAAUAAUGCAGAUUAAAGAUUCAGAUAUAAGAGAAAAACAGAUCAAUAAAUAUUCUCAGAAAAAGGCAAAAACUGGCUUAUUAAAUAUAUCAAGAGUCUUCAAUAAACUUUCUAG
Messenger RNA from Funneliformis geosporum, 558 nucleotides. Lineage: Eukaryota; Fungi; Glomeromycota; Glomeromycetes; Glomerales; Glomeraceae. The record is from the annotation of a GenBank genome assembly.